This is a messenger RNA of Lymnaea stagnalis (great pond snail), 13126 nucleotides long. NCBI's taxonomy places the organism in Eukaryota, Metazoa, Mollusca, Gastropoda, Lymnaeidae. The record is from the annotation of a GenBank genome assembly.
CUUCCAUUCAACACAAGAAUCCCUGACACAUGUGAUAUCUUUUGGGAGAUAAUGACUAUAUAAAUAACCUGACUGAUAUAAACAAAGUUAUUGGUCCAUUAACUUAGUGGAAGCACUACUGAAGACCCGAUCGACUAAGCACUAUCUUAUUCUCCACCAACCAUGUCCACGGUACACGUGCUGGUGCUCCUGCUGGUCACACUGACCUCUGUGGAUGCUUUGUCUCAUGGAUGCCUGGACCUCAAAUACGAACGCCCAUCGACCAUCAAAGGAAUCAAGUAAGUCGUUUGAAAUUUAGCGAGAUGAAUUUUGAUUUGAUUUCUAUUCUACGUGGGUAUUUAUUUAAUUGAGAAUAUCGUAUUUAGCAUGUAGACACGGGCAUCAUGAAGACUGUUUAACAAAACAACUGGUCGCUAAAAAAAAUGCAACUACAUUUGUAAUGACAUUCUUGUGUCAAAUUUGGGGCCAAGCCCAAUAGCCAUGAUUGAAAUACUCAACUAACCAUGAUGGAAGGAAUCAUCUAACCAUGAUUGAAAGACUCAUCUAACCAUGAUUGAAAGACUCAUCUAACCAUGAUUUAAAGACUCAUCUAACCAUUAUUGAAAGACUCAUCUAACACUGAUUGAAAGACUCAUCUAACAAUGAUUGAAAGACUCAUCGAACAAUGGUUGAAAGACUCAUCUAACCAUGACGGAAGGACUCAUCUAACCAUGAUUGAAAGACUCAUCUAACCAUGAUUGAAAGACUCAUCUAACCCUGAUGGAAGGACUCAUCUAACCAUUUUUGAAAGACUCAUCUAACCAUGAUUGAAAGACUCAUCGAACCAUGAUUGAAAGACUCAUCUAACCAUGAUGGAAGGACUCAUCUAACCAUGAUUGAAAGACUCAUUGAACCAUGAUUGAAAGACUCAUCUAACCAUGAUUGAAAGACUCAUCGAACCAUGAUUGAAAGACUCAUCGAACCAUGAUUGAAAGACUCAAGAUCCAUCUUUACACGUAGAAGUGUUAAAUAUAAUCUAAGCCUUCAACUUCAUUUAUAUAUAUAGCUUAGGCCACUAUACGGGACCACCCACGAUACAGCCACCCACGCCACAGCCACCCACGCCACGGCCACCCACGCCACGGCCACCCACGCCACGGCCACCCACGCCACGGCCACCCACGCCACGGCCACCCACGCCACGGCCACCCACGCCACGGCCACCCACGCCACGGCCACCCACGCCACAGCCACCCACGCCACAGCCACCCACGCCACGGACUAUGUUUGAACUAAUAGUUAUAAAGAUAAAUCUCAUAUCAGGAAAACAAUUCACACUCGCCUUUUUCACAAUAUUUUUCUUGAUAAUGAAGCGUAUGUGUGCCAAGUGUGGUCAAGAUUAAUCAAUCCACGUAUGAGAAACUAGCAGAAAAAAACACCACCAAUUUUCUUUUCAUAUAUAUAUAUAUAUGUACCAGCUGACAUACCCGACGUUUCCCGGGCAAACAUUCUGCACAAUUCUCUAAAGCGACAUCAUCUAAAAUUAAUAAUAUCCAUGUAAAACAAAAACCUCAUGACUAAAAAUGCGAACACAAAUAUUAAUUUACUAUAAAAUGUAAUAUUUAUCAUAAAUUUUGUAAACAUUUUUGGGCUCGGUACAUUUCAUUUAAUAUCCAUGCUUUGCCUUGUCAAAAAAUGAUUCUAAGACUAAUCUAGCUUUAAAGAAUUGUUACAUUAAAAAAAAAAAUCACUAAAGAUAUAUUCGUUUAUCACUUACAAAUGAAAUAGGAUCCCAGCGGGAUACCGCGGCCUGGUGGGAUACCAAUUCCCAGUGUAUCCUGUUCCCCCGAUGUGAUACCAUUCGCCCUUUGGACCCCAUUCCUUGUUGGCAUUCACUUUCUUCGGUGCGAUCCCGUUUCCUGUUGGGCUUCCAUUCCAUUGUGGGAUCGCAUUCCUCUUUGGAUAACUAUUCAGUAUUUCAUUCUGAGCAAUAAAGGAUAAGUUUGGUUAAAUCCCUUCAUCCAUGUAGGAACUUAUUCUGAAGAAACAGUCAACUACACACACUGUAGUAUCUACAAAACACUUGGACCAGACUUCGUAGUCUUAUUGUUUCCAUUGGAUGGGCAUCAAUGUCUCCACGCCGCUAACGGGUGCCAGAUAAAAGAUAUUUAUAUAGAUAAUUUAUAAAUAAUUUUGACAACGAUUUUUGCCAUAAUUCAUCUUACAACUGUACCAUUGAAUUAUUUGACUGUUGAUCCUCUCACACAACUGUACCAUUGAAUUAUUUGACUGUUGAUCCUCUCACACAACUGUACCAUUGAAUUAUUUGACUGUUGAUCCUCUCACACAACUGUACCAUUGAAUUAUUUGACUGUUGAUCCUCUCACACAACUGGAACCAUUGAAUUAUUUGACUGUUGAUCCUCCUCUCACAGGACAUAUCCCCGCCCAUGGGAGUAUCCGGAAGUGUUGGCAUCCCUCCCACCACAGUGGGAUUGGAGAAAUGUUAGCGGUGUUAACUAUGUCAGUACUACAAGAAAUCAACACAUACCCCAGUGUAAGUAGACGCACCAAAGUGUAAGUAGACGCACCAAAGUGUAAGUAGACGCACCAAAGUGUAAGUAGACGCACCAUAGUGUAAGUAGAAGUUUUGUCAAGUAAGUUUAAUAAAUGGGAAGUUCACGAAAGCCGGCCGCCAUUGCUUGUAUCUAAUGGUUGAAUAAAUCUGAGGUGUAAAAUGACAUUGGAAUUGAUUAGAAUAGAACUAGAGUUCUAUAGUUCUGGAAUAGAGCUAUAGUUCUGGGACGUCGAUGGGAAACAAAUUUAGGUAAACCAAUGUCUACUAGACAUACCCCAGACAUACCGAGAUAUACACCAGACAUACCCCGACAAACUCCAUACAUACCCCAGACAUACCCCGACAAACUCCAUACAUACCCCAGACAUACUCCAGACAUACCCCAGACAUACCCCAGACAUACCCCAGACAUACCCCAGCAUUGUAUUGUAUUGAAUACUUAUUAUAGCGCUUGUAUCCAUGCUAUUUUAGCAUGCUCACAGCGCUCUGAUGUUCUUAAAUCUGUUUUUUAAAUUUUUAAAUUGUUUCUUAAAGGAAUUUUUAUUCAUUUUCAAUUCCCCUCAAAGAUAGAGGCAAACUGUUCCUUAAUUUUGGCGCUAUCGCUUCUAACGAGCGCACUCCGUAAGACUUUUUCCUGUGUCCAUCCACACUGGAAAACCCAGAGUAAGGACUGUGUUGAAGACCCGAGGUUCUUUAAGGAUACAUGUUUAUCAAUCAGUUCUUUAAGAUAUUCCGGUGCAGAGCCUUCUAUACAGAAUGUUGUGGUCAGUGCGCUCACUGACAGGAAGCCAAUGGAGAUCUGUAAGGACCGGGUUGAUGUGGUCAGAUUUCUUUCUCCGCCAUGCCAGGCGUGCUGCAGUAGUUUGACAUAUCCAACGUUAAGUUAGCGUACCCCUACUUUAGGUCGACAUAAACCAGGUCAAUGAUACUGUCUCGAGUGUACAUGCAACAUACAACAAUGGGGUCAGUUGGCUUUGUUGGUCUAAGUCUAGUUAACCAGUAUAAAUGACAAAACAACAAAAUUACUAUUCUCAAGUAUUCUCUAUCUUACAUAAUCUCUGCAUCUAGUCUAUAUCUUACAUAAUCACAACCAUCAAGUCUCUAUCUUACAUAAUCACAACCAUCAAGUCUAUAUCUUACAUAAUCACAACCAUCUAGUCUCUACCUUACAUCAUUACAACCAUCAAGUCUCUAUCGUACAUAAUCAAAACCAGUCUGUCUUUAUCUUACAUAAUCACAACCAUCUAGUCUCUAAUCUUACAUAAUCACGAGCCAACUAUGUUUUUAUAUCUAUAAUCAUAAACUGUCUUUCAUCAUCAAGAACAAUAACCGAGCUUCUAUGAACUAUUUUAUGGCAUCAAGAGCCAUGAACUAUCUAAUAUUAUCAAAAGCUGUCGCCUAGCCAUUGUCGUCAUGAGGCAUAAAAUAUCUUGUAUCAUCAAAAACUAUCAAGUAUCUUGUGUCCUUCAGACUGUGGCUCCUGUUGGUGUAUGGCUGCCACUAGCGCCCUGGCUGAUAGGCUCAACAUCGCCCGUAAAGCUGUUUGGCCCUCAGCUUAUUUAUCAGCCCAGGUAAUUAUGGAAAGUAUUAUUGACACAACCAGAGCGUUGACUGCAAGGAACAAAGAGUGUAGGGGUCCAGGGGCGUAGGGUCAGGGUGUAGGGGUCCAGGGGCGUAGGGUCAGGGUGGAGGGGACCAAGGGGCGUGGUCAGGGUGGAAGGGUCCAGGGUGGAUAGGUCCAGGGGGGAGUGGUCAGGGCGGUAGGGUCCAGGGUGGAUGGGUCCAGGGCGAGUGGUCAGGGUGGAAGGGUCCAGGGUGAAUGGGUUCAUGGGGAGUGUGGGUCAGGGUGGAGGGGGCAAAGGGGAGUGGUCGGGGUGGAAGGGUCCAGGGUGGAUAGGUCCAGGGGGGAGUGGUCAGGGCGGUAGGGUCCAGGGUGGAUGGGUCCAGGGCGAGUGGUCAGGGUGGAAGGGUCCAGGGUGAAUGGGUUCAUGGGGAGUGGUCAGGGUGGAAGGGUCAGGGUGGAGGGGUCAGGGUGGAAGGGUCCAUGGUGGAUGGGUCCAAGGAGGAGUGGUCAAGGUGGAGGGGUCCAGGGGGGAGUGGUCAGGGUGGAAGGUUCUAGAGUGGAUGGGUCCAGGAUGGAUGGUUCAGGGUGGAUGGGUGUAGGUGGGAGUGGUCAGGGUGGAAGAGUCCAGGGUGGAUGGGUCCAGGGGGGGGGGAGGGGAUGGUCAAUUAGGGUUUUCGUCUUAUUGCCAAGACAUGGAUUCUUACUAAAAUAUGAUUUGCCUCAUCUAGCACGUGAUAGACUGUGGAAAUGCCGGAAGUUGUGAAGGUGGCUCUGAUGAUGCAGUUUGGGAAUACGCCCACACACAUGGCAUCCCUGAUGAAACAUGCAACAACUACCAGGCUAAAGAUCAAGGUCAGUGUAUGCUUUAGAUCAAGGUCAAUGUUUGGUAAAGAUCAAGGUCAGUGUAAGCUCAAGAUCAAUGUCAGUGCAUGCUAAAGGUCAACGUCAGUGCAUGCUAAAGGUCAAGGUCACUGCAUGCUUUUAUCCCAAAUACUUGUCUAAAGGAGCUUAGGUAAUCUAUAAAUGCCUUCCAUUCAUCUCAGAUCUGUGCUUGCCAUGUAGUUGCCUUCAGCUCUAUCCGAUCUGUGUGUCUGCCUCUUGCUUUGUGUGUCUGGCUCUUGCUUUGUGUGUCUGGCUCUUGCUUUGUGUGUCUGGCUCUUGAUUUGUGUGUCUGGCUCUUACUUUGUGCGUCUGGCUCUUGCUUUGUGCGUCUGGCUCUUGAUUUGCGUGUCUGGCUCUUACUUUGUGUGUCUGGCUCUUGCUUUGUGUGUCUGGCUCUUGAUUUGUGUGUCUGGCGCUUGUUUUGUGUGUCUGGCUCAUGCUUUUGUGUCUGCCUGCUGCUUUGUGUGUCUGGCUCUUGCUUUGUGUGUCUACCUGUUGCUUUGUGUGUCUUCCUCAUGCUUUUGCCCGUUUUCUUUAGUUUUCUUCCCUACCCCGCCCUUUUCAGUGUAUUCCAUUAUGAGUGUAUGAGUGUAUGAGUGUAUGGUCAUGUUUCCUGUGAGCUACCUCCAUCUCUUCUUGUCAUGUGUUCUGCAGAUCUCAAUAUUCUGCAUGAUUCUCCAUCUUAUUCUCCAAGCUCGGCCAUAUAUUUAUAUAUGUACAUAUAGUAGGACUGAUUUGAGAUUUGUCUUGAAAAAUUCUUACUUUUGUUGGCAGAUUCAGUUCCUUUAAUUCCUGGUGCAUUCUGACCUAGCCUUUUCAAGACUAGCCUUAACUUUAGCCUGAACUCCACCACUUCUACCUUCAUGUACCACUCUGCAUGUCAUCUGAGAGUCUACCUUCAUGUACUAAUCUGCAUGUCAUCUGUGAGUCUACCUUCAUGUACUACUCUGCAUGUUAUCUGUGAGUUUCCCUUCAUGUACUACUCUGCAUGUCAUCUGUGAGUCUACCUUCAUGUACUACUCUGCAUGUCACCUGCAAGUUUCCCUUCAUGUACUACUCUGCAUGUCACCUGUGAGUCUACCUUCAUUUACUACUCUGCAUGUCAUCUGUGAGUCUACCUUCAUGUACUACUCUGCAUGACACCUGUGAGUCUACCUUCAUGUACUACUCUGCAUGUCACCUGUGAGUUUCCCUCCAGGUACUACUCUUCAUUUCAUCUGUGAGUCUACCUUCAUGUACUAAAUAAUCAUUUUAAUUUUUAAAUUAAUUGUUCAACCGUCCAUUUAAAGAUUGUACAGACUUCAAUCAAUGUGGAACUUGUACAACAUUUGGUCAGUGUCAGAAACUAAGUACUUACAGGUGGGUGUAACAGCUACAGUAAAUACAGGUGUGUACGAUAGACUCAGUAAUUACAGAUGUCUACGAUAGACUCAGUAAUUACAGGAGUGUACAAUAGACUCAGUAAAUACAGAUGUGUACAAUAGACUGUAAAUACAGGUGUUUACGAUAGACUCUGUAAAUGCAGGUGUGUACGAUAGACUCAGUAAAUACAGGUGUGUACGAUAGACUCAGUAAAUACAGGUGUGUACGAUAGACUUUGUAAAUACAGGUGUGUACGGUAGACUCAGUAUAUGUCAUAUGUCAUGCAGUUUGACUGAAGUCAAGAUUGACUUUUUGUAAAUGAGUUUUGUCCUCAACAGAUUAACAAAAGUUGGAGAUUAUGGCAGUGUGAAGGGGAGGGCUAACAUCAUGGCGGAGGUUUAUAAGAAUGGUCCAGUCAGGUAAGACAUGGUCAAGUAUAUAAGAAUGGUCCAGUCAGGUAAGACAUGGUCAAGUAUAUAAGAAUGGUCCAGUCAGGUAAGACAUGGUCAAGUAUAUAAGAAUGGUCCAGUCAGGUAAGACAGGGUUAAGUAUAUAAGAAUGGUCCAGUCAGGUAAGACAUGGUCAAGUAUAUAAGAAUGGUCCAGUCAGGUAAGACAGGGUUAAGUAUAUAAGAAUGGUCCAGUCAGGUAAGACAUGGUCAAGUAUAUAAGAAUGGUCCAGUCAGGUAAGACAUGUUUAGGUACAUAAGACUGGGCCAAUAAUUUUCUCUGACAAGCUGAGAUUAUACACCGUAUAUUUAAAAAAAAUCAAAUCAGUUGAGUUUCUAUGGGUGAACAAAUGGGACCCAGUUUUGGUUUCACAUUGAGCACUCGAGUGCCCCGGGAAGGCAUGUCAACAAUUCAUUUUGUUUCUCACAAAAAUGUCGGGCUGACAUGAUAUUUUAUGAGGCCACAGUAACCAAUGGCCGGAGCAAAGAAAGGACUUUUGGCCGGGGAGGGGGGGGGCAAUUUUGGGGGGCUGCGUUUUCGGUCCACUUUUAAUACUAUAAAUAUCUAUUUGAAUCUUUAUAAGCUCUCUUCACAUGGUAAAUAUUUGAAUGGGGUUGGCGUUGUGUUUCUCCUAUUGCUUGAUAUCAUUAAACAAUCAUUUCGGAAACCAUUUUGUAAUUUCAAAACCGUUUAUCCGAUUAAAACCCGAUUUUCAAGACAGAGUUUUUAAAAACUUCCUUAAUUUCAUUACAAUCUUAGCCAGGUCUAGCACUGCUCAUAGUCAGGGCAAGCACUGCUCAUAGUCAUUGCUGGCACUGCUCAAAGUCCAAUCAUGACACAAACAUAAUUUUGACUUCAAUCUCAAACACCUUGGCACUGUCAGUAAAAACCUUGGCACUGUCAGUAAAUACAUUGGCACUGUCAGUAAAAACCUUGGCACUGUCAGUAUAUACAUUGGCACUGUCAGUAAAUACAUUGGCACUGUCAGUAAAUACCUUGGCACUGUCAGUAAAAAUCUUGGUAAUGUCAGAAAAAAUCUUGGCACUGUCAGUAAAAACCUUGGCACUGUCAGUAAAAACCUUGGCACUGUCAAUGAAAACAUUGCAACUGUCAAGCAACAGCUUGGCACCGCCACUAUGAAAAAAAGCCUAACAUUUAUUCCACUAAACAUUAGGUCUAUUAAUCUUAGUACCUUACUGUCACUAUACAAUGUGUGGUACACUAUAUUAACUAUGUACAAUGACAUGUUGUCUAUUAAUCUUGGUACCUUACUGUCACUAUACAAUGUGUAGUACACUAUAUUAACUAUGUACAAUGACAUGUUGUCUAUUAAUCUUGGUACCUUACUGUCACUAUACAAUGUGUGGUACACUAUAUUAACUAUGUACAAUGACAUGUUGUCUAUUAUAUUAAUCGUGGUACCUUACUGUCACUAUACAAUGUGUGGUACACUAUAUUAACUAUGUACAAUGACAUGUUGUCAACAGCUGUGGUAUUGAAGCUACAGAUGGACUUGAGAAGUACACGGGAGGAAUCUACCAGGAGCACAAAGUUUUACCCAUGGUAAUUGAGAGUUGCUGUUUUUGGCAUGUUGUAGAUAUAAGAAUAUACAUUCUAACGACCUUAACCCUAGGGGGUGGUCCAUAAAGUAUACAUUCUAACGACCUUAAUCCUAGGGGGUGGUCCAUAAAGUAUACAUUCUAACGACCUUGACCCUAGGGGGUGGUCCAUAAAGUAUACAUUCUAACGACCUUCCCCCAGGGGGUGGUCCAUAAAGUAUACAUUCUAACGACCUUGAUCCUUGGGGGUGGUCCAUAAAGUAUAUAACACUAUUUUUGACAAUAAUACCUCACCUAAUCACAACCUGCCACAAAUCUCGGACCGACCCCCCCCCCCCCCCCCCCCCCCCCCCCCCCCCCUGUAAAUUGGAAGGACACGCCCCUUUCGAACUGAAAAUUAAAACUCAUUAUAAUGUGGAUCAAUUAAAUAAAUAGACACCAAUAUUUGUAUUAACUAUAUUUUAAAAUAUUAAUGAAGUUGUUUUCUAAUACUUCAAAAAAAAAAAAAAACCACACAUGAUUAUGAUGUGAUGUAGAUGAAAAUAGAGUUUAAGUAUGGUCAGGAAAAACACGUACAUCUCUACUAGCCUAACAUCUAUUGUUGCACUCCGAUUGAGCGUAGAAUGACAAAGAUGUUCGUUUAUUUUACUUUUGUAUACAUUGUGGUAUUAUCUAGAGAUAGAUUCCGGGGGUGAAACUGACGCCACUAGCCUUCCUCCCAUGGGUGCAAAACCCGGACAAAAAAUUAACUUAUGUUGGGCGAAGAUUUGUGGGGGGGGGGGGGGGAAGGUAAAGGUUUCCCNCCCUGUUCUCAAGUAUGCAUAAUUGGGGCGCUGAUAGAUACAAUCUCCAGCCAAAAUUCUGAAAUCCUCCCCCGCCCCCCCCCCCUCACACACACACACUCAACGUCCGGAAGUAUUUUUUUUUUCUUUUCUGAAAGAAAUAAUGACCACAAAUCAUGUGUUACAUAAGAAUGUAGUUUAGAAAUGUAGUGUAGAAAUGUAGUAUGGAAAUGUAAUAAGUAACUGACUUGAUGCUGGUACUAACAGGUAAUGAACUAAAAAGUAAUGAGCUAAAAGCUAGUAAACUAAAAGGUAGUGAAAUUAAAAGGUAGUGAACUAAAAGCUGGUGAAGUAAAGGCUAGUGAACUAAAAGUUAGUGAACUAAAAGUUAGUAAACUGAAAUGUAGUGAACUAAAAGCUAGUGAACUAAAAGCUAGUGAACUAAAAGCUAGUGAACUAAAAGCUAGUGAACUAAAAGCUAGUGAACUAAAAGCUAGUGAACUAAAAGCUAUUGAACUCAAAGUUAGUAGACUGAAAUGUAGUGAACUAAAAGCUAGUAAACUGAAAUGUAGUGAACUAAAAGCUAGUGAACUAAAAGCUAGUGAAGUCAAAGUUAGUAAACUGAAAUGUAGUGAACUAAAAAGUAGUGAACUAAAAGCUAGUGAACUAAAAGUUAGUGAACUGAAAGGUAGUGAACUAAAAGCUAGUGAACUAAAAGUUAGUGAACUAAAAGGUAGUGAAGUAAAAGCUAGUGAACUAAAAAUUAGUAAACUGAAAUGUAGUGAACUAAAAGGUAGUGAACUAAAAGCUAGUGAACUAAAAGUUAGUGAACUGAAAGGUAGUGAACUAAAAGCUAGUGAACUAAAAAUUAGUAAACUGAAAUGUAGUGAACUAAAAGCUCUUGAACUAAAAAUUAGUGAACUGAAAUGUAGUGAACUAAAAGCUAGUGAACUAAAAGCUAGUGAACUGAAAGUUAGUGAACUGAAAGGUAGUGAGUCAUAAUUAAAACAAGUGUUCAACCUCAAUUCCUUUUUUUGUGUUAAAUCAGGAGAACCACGUGGUCAGUAUCGCUGGAUGGGGAGUUGCCAAUGGAAUCGAAUACUGGAUAGUGCGCAAUUCUUGGGGAGAGCCCUGGGUGAGUAGUUACAAUUUUAUUCUCCUGGUGUGUAAUGCUACAGGAAUUUAAAAUUGGUGUGUAUUGCUAAAAUUGUAUUGUAUUUGUGUGUGGUGCUACAAUAAAAUUGUAUUGGUAUGUGGUCAUGGGCGCCCGCAAGGGGGGGGGGGCACUGGCCCCCCCUCCCCACCUGGAUUGAUUGGAUAAAAAAAAUUUAGACAAAAAUAGACAAAAAAUUUAUUAAAAUAAAGAGAAAAUAAAGAGAAAGUAACUAAGCUGAUGUCCUGUCCGUUCGUUCACCAUACAAAUACGCUACAGUAAAUUAAAACUAUAUUAAAACAUUACUAAAAAAAAUUUGCCCCCCCCCCCUGGAAAGUUAAUCGAUUUUUUUUGCUCCCCCCUUGAAAGUUUUCUGCGGGCGCCCAUGUACGUGGUGCUACAAUAAUAUUGUAUUGGUAUGUGGUGCUACAAUAAUAUUUUAUUGGUAUGUGGUGCUACAAUAAUAUUGUAUUAGUAUGUGGUGCUACAAUAAUAUUGUAUUGGUAUGUGGUGCUACAAUAAUAUUGUAUUGGUAUGUGGUGCUACAAUAAUAUUGUAUUGGUAUGUGGUGCUACAAUAAUAUUGUAUUGGUAUGUGGUGCUACAAUAAUAUUGUAUUGGUAUGUGGUGCUACAAUAAUAUUGUAUUGGUAUGUGGUGCUACAAUAAUAUUGUAUUGGUAUGUGGUGCUACAAUAAUAUUGUAUUGGUAUGUGGUGCUACAAUAAUAUUGUAUUGGUAUGUGGUGCUACCAUAAUAUUGUAUUGGUAUGUGGUGCUACAAUAAUAUUGUAUUGGUAUGUGGUGCUACAAUAAUAUUGUAUUGGUAUGUGGUGCUACAAUAAUAUUGUAUUGGUAUGUGGUGCUACAAUAAUAUUAUAUUUGUAUGUGGUGCUACAAUAAUAUUGUAUUGUUAUGUGAUGCUAAAAGAAUAUUAUGCAGGUUUUGAGGCUAAAAUGGGCGAUAAAUAUUAAGGAAUUCAAAUUAUUUAUUACAGAUGUAAAUCUAUUAGGAAUGGCAAUAAAUGAGAUUGUAUUUGACGGAGUGUUGAAUUGAUCAUUGAUCCCCCCGCAUACACUUAACCUACAAUGGUAGAACGAUGGAAUUUUACUCACAGUAAUCUCAUAAUUACACCAGUGGUUCUUAACCUUCCUAAUGCCGCGACCCUUUAACAUGAGAUCGUUAUAAGAAAUAGUGUACAACUAGUCAACGAAUUGUGGACUAAAGAACUGGAAAACAUAUUACAAUAUCAGGUGUGAAAAGUUUAGCAUACAUUUUUGGACUUUAAAAAUAAAUCAAAUUUUUUUUUUAAAUUAUCAAAGUUGUCUUUUUUUAAUCUUUUAAAAUUUUUAUUUAUGCACCCCCCCCCUUCCCAUGUCGGGUGAAGUCCAAAACCUUAGCAUGUGUGGUGAAUGCAGCGCUGCUUAUAGCUUAAGAAAACCAUUUUAUUUGCUCUGGCUGUAACGCGUUGUUGGAUUAAGGCCUUUGGGUCAUGGGCACAACCGAAUUUGAGAUCAUAGUUAUCUGUGCGUCUACAGUAGGUUAAGAUGGGUCCAUAGGUAAGCACGGGACGGAGACCCUUGAGUCUUGGGCCCAAAGAUUAAACGUAGCCAACAAUGACAAUCAAAAGAGAGAAUCAAAACAGCACACUGUCCAAAGAAAGCGAAAGGCAAGGGAAAUCAAAAUGGCCGCCAAUCCUUACAGGACUGGUGUACUCACCGUCGACUAUAGCCUUGGUCAUCUUAUGGACACAACAGGACUGGUGUACUCACCGUCGAAUAUAGCCUUGGUCAUCUUAUGGACACAACAGGACUGGUGUACUCACCGUCGACUAUAGCCUUGGUCAUCUUAUGGACACAACAGGACUGGUGUACUCACCGUCGACUAUAGCCUUGGUCAUCUUAAGGACACAACAGGACUGGUGUACUCACCGUCGACUAUAGCCUUGGUCAUCUUAUGGACACAACAUGACUGGUGUACUCACCGUCGACUAUAGCCUUGGUCAUCUUAAGGACACAACAGGACUGGUGUACUCACCGUCGACUAUAGCCUUGGUCAUCUUAUGGACACAACAGGACUGGUGUACUCACCGUCGACUAUAGCCUUAGUCAUCUUACGGACACAAAAGGACGGAUGUACUCACCUUCGACUAUAGCCAACAACAACACACACACACAUCAUAUACACACCAUACAUAUUAACCCUACACUUUACCAUUCUUAACAAAACACCCUUAAUAACACACUCAAGAUAACACUUACCUUCCACAUUCAACAUACACAAAAACAUACACUCAACAGAUACAAUAACCAUACACUUUUAACUGAUACAAUCACAUCCACAAUAAACAUAUUACACACCAUACACUCUCAACAGACACACUCAAACUCAACAGACACUUAAUAUACACACGCAACAUACAUACUUUACUUACGAAAUUAAAUGACACACUCAGCAGACACACUCAGCAGACACACUCAGCAGACACACUCAGCAGACACAGUCUCCCUACAAACAGUAUACGUAGACCCAUAUUAGAAUUAUUGCACACUUGUUCUGUUGUUCUAUUGCAGGGUGAGAGCGGGUUUUUCCGUAUUGUGACCAGCACUUUCAAGGGAGGCAAGGGAGAUGAGUACAACCUUGGCAUUGAAAAGAACUGUGCUUACGGUGACGUCAUCGUAUAAUAGUGCUCUACAAUAACAUAUCUGGCAGUUCAGAUCAAAUAAAUGAUGUAAAAAAAAUGUGUUCUGAUUUGAUUGAAUUAAAUACCUAGUGUGCAUUGGUUGAACUAAAUACCUAGUGUGCAUUGGUUGAAUUAAAUAC